AUGGAUGCGAUUCAGCCUCUCGCCUCCCACCCACCCACCGCCGCCGACCUCGAAGCCCGCAUACCACGAGACCACACCUCAAGGAUCAACAUUCUCUCGCCAAAGGCCCAGGGAACUGCCGAGUCGGGCUGGGCGGAUAACGCGCCAACCUUCGGGCGCGUCAAAACCCUGGUCCCCGUCACGGAGCGACGGUCGCAGGAAGAGAACGUGUACACAUGGAGGAUACGGAAGGACCAGGAUUCCGACAAGGUGGAUAUCGCCCCGGACGGGAACUCGGCGGGUCGCGAAGGCAGGCAGUUUACUGUCGCGAACGUUGGUCACAAUGGACGCAUAUAUCUCAGGUGCGUUUUUGUGGAUUGGGGCGAACAACGCACCGCUGGCUUGGACGCUCUAGUCACCGAAAAGAAGCAGAAGGAUGAGCCGAGCGGAGCAUCCUUUAGCAACGCGUGGGAGUCGACUCCCGCCCCUUCUCUUGACACCGAGUUGGGUCCAAUGUCGAGCAUCCAGCCUCAGACUCGGCGUCGAGCUGUUUCCGACUCAACGAUUCGCGAAGCACCGACGUCAAGCGCGGUCAGGGAAAUGGAUGAUGGCGCUUUCAAAGUCGUCAUUUCGAAGCCCGCCGAUGACCCCCGGCCGAAAACGACCGAGGACUCCCGACCCUCACCUCCCCUCCUCCGAAUGCCCUACCGCUCUACUUACAUCUCCACGCAUCUCGUCAUUGAUUCCUCAAUGUUUGAUAGCCUCACCUUCAAACCCGCCUGCGACGACCGGGCUAUGGUGAGGUAUUCUCCUAGUACAGGCACCGUCACUGCCGCUACACCCCCUCGCCUCGUAGCCGAAAUCACCUCCCCUACCUUUCUCGAUUACGAACUCAUUUCCGACUUCUUCCUCACCUUUCGCUCCUUUCUCGAGCCCCUGGACUUGGUUCGUAUGCUCUUUGCACGUCUCAGGUGGGCUAUUGACCGGGCCGACGAGACCGGCAUGGUUGUUAGGGUACGGACCUUUGUCGCCCUGCGCCACUGGAUCCUCAACUACUUUGUCGACGACUUUGUGGUCGAGUAUUCGCUGCGUGUUGCUUUUUGUAACCUGCUCAAUGAUCUGGUGAGCGAUGUCUCUCAGGAUGCGGAGAAUAGCAGGAUCCAUCUCAAGAUUUUGUCUGAGCUCAAAAGUGCUGGAGGCGAGUUUGCGCCCAGUUUUGGGACGGCUUCGACGUGGACUCGCCCGGCGGCGACUCCCCGUUGCACCUGGAGGAAUCGCCGGGCACAGGGAUCGAACCUUGAUCCCUCCCACUGGGAGUCCGACGAGCCGCUGCCCUUGGAUCUCGCCUUGAUGUCGACCCAGUCCAUGGAAGAUUCGGGAACUGCGACGCCUCGGGGCAUCCUAGCUGGUAGCCCCCAUGGGGCUGCCCACCCCGUACCCUUGAACCCGACAUUCAGCAGCACCGGGCUUGUCGCUAUUACUCCCAAGGCGCUAGUUGGCAAGCGAGUGCGCCAGGGCCACAAGCGCAAUGGUAGCAUCACGGAUUCGCUACGCGAACACAGCGUUGACAAGUUGAGUUUUAAGGACACCGUCGAAACUACCCUAACGGUGCCUUAUGCCGGUAGCCUAGUCAGGGGCGACUUGCUCCCUCCGGGGCAGGCCUUUGUCGACAUCGCUUCGCCUUCCACCAUGGGCGAUUCCCAGCGCGAGACCACAGUCCUUCGACUUGACCCGGACCACGGUGAGAAGGAACGGUUUGGUGCUUCAGCCAUGUCUGGUCAGGGUAUGCGCAGACUUAUUGGGAGCGUUCGGAGGGCUUUGAGUACGAGAGGUCAGGGCAUGCCUGUCACCCACGGCAACUUCAUCAAUAUCUCACCUAUCGGUCCUCGGGGUGCCACCACCAACCGCCUACCCGGCACUGCCAUAGUCCCCCAGGCUGCUCGCCCGCGUCGGAACGGUACCCGGCCCCCUGUUCGAAUCGAUCUGCUCGGUGCUGAGAUUGCGGAAGACUUCAAGAAGGCGGUCCGUGAGGAUGCUGCGGCGGAGGCGGCGCAGAGGGCGCUGACCACCCCCAUGCUUGGUAGCGCGCUUCAGCCCGAGGCGGAGGGUGUCGAAUACUCGACUGCGCACCUCGAUAACUCGUUCGACGACCUUCCCAAGCUUUCUGACCAGCGGCCGCAAAGCGAGAUGGCCAUCACGACCGGCAGCAAGUCCAUCGUAAUCGUGGACGAUACGGCGUUCGAUAUGCCUACCAUGCACGGCGCGCUUCCGGUGAUGAACCCCUCUCUUGAGGCCUUUGCCAAUACUUUUGCCUCCAACGCCGGCGACCCUACCCCGCCAACAACCCCUCCUGGCCGACCGAUCGGAACUCCUCGGCGAUCCUCUUUCCUCCUCAACCAGCAUUUGACUCGCGCCUCUUUAUCCUCCGAUCCCCUACCGCCGUUCAUCCCCGACAUGGCUACGCUCGGCUGGGGUCGAAGCUCCACAAGCCGUCACUCGCAUCUAACCUCGUACCCGUCGAUGAUGGAGCAGUCGAUCCAUGUCGGCAUGUAUCCCUCUAGCAGCCCCCGCCAACGGUCCAAGAGAUUCCACAGCCGUCAGCAGUCGAGCAGGACGAUUGGUUCGGUCAACUCCAUCCUUCACAGGCGACACAACUCGUUUCACAGCAGUACCGCCCGGCCGCUCACGAUCCGAAGCUUCGACGCGACGACCCAGUCGGAGGGUUCGAUCAUGGAUAGCUCCGAAGUGAUGCCGCCCCCUCUCCGCGUCCUUCGCAGGAGGCCCGGUGGAAAUCUCGGUGCCGUCGCCACCGUCGGGGAGUUGGCGGCUCCACUCAGGCGCUCGCGCUCCGUGGGUUCGUUGACGGCGUACUCGGAAUCCCUGCAUAGCUCUUUCGUGCAGCGUCGCGGGUCGAGCGGGUACGCCAACGUGACCUCGAACGACUUUUCGCAGCAGGGCCACAGCGAUACCUUCUCCCUCGGUGCUAUCGCAGAGCAGCGCCCCAACAGGCAGCUUUCUCUAUUUAGCACGCAUUCCUCGAAGCCCAUCAUGCGGCCAUCCUUCGAAGCCGAAGCGCGGAAGCUAGCUCAGAUUCCCGAUGACGUGGACGAUGAUGGCGGCGUAGAAUCCGCGCUCCUGAAGCUCGAGGGCAAGUACGAGAAAAAGGCGAGGCCGCCGGCGUCGCCGCGGCCGAGGCUGGAAGACAUUGGCAAGGCUCUAGGGGACCCUAUCGCCGCCCAGGAAGAACGAAAGGAGCGGCGCCACCUGGAAAUUCUGGGUGGAGACGACGGCGUGCUCAACCACCGGCUCAGCGGCAUCCCCGAGCCAUCCUCCGAUGUGCACAACAGCUUCUUGGUGCCGCCGGAGCGCCCACUCACAGACGAAUGGGCGGAUAUCUCGAUCCUUCGUGGGGCCGACGACGAAUCGCCCUACGAAAGCGAGCGGGAAAACGGCGAGGAUACGGAAACGAGGCGUCGGCAAACGUCGUUUGACAUGAUUGACGAAACCGAUUCCAUGAGGCGAAUUAAAGCGGCCGAGAUCUCUCGGCCUGCGGGACCCGUCGAUAACGAACGGCAGGAUGAUGAUGUCGAUACCUCUUUCCUAGACGACGCGAGCGACGCAGGCGCUUCGGACAUCUCGUCAGAGCUGUCGGAGUCACCCGACGCGGAUGGCUACGCGCUAGGUUCGACCGGCUUGGUGUCGCCACGCCGCGGAUUUAUCUUCGCCAAGGGCAUGCUCUCUCCGCCGCUCGAGCAGUCGACCAACGUCGCCGAAAUCCUCCCGUUAUCUCCAGAAGCCGCCAAUGUCCCUCGACUUCACGAGCACCAGGUGUGGGAGCGGAAACCGCUGACGCCCGACACGACGCCCACGGCGCUCUGCCGCUCAAGGUCACCUAGCGACCCAUCCGGGACAGCAAGCAUGCACGACGCCGAGCUCAGUCGCAAAUACUCGGCACACCUUCCUUUCAUCCUAGCGUUUGACUCGGAGAUCCUUGCUCAACAGUUUACGCUCAUCGAGAAGGACGCGCUCAACGAGAUUGAUUGGAAGGAGCUCAUCGACAUGGAGUGGAAGAAUGCGACGAAUAACGACUCGCGAUCGUGGGUCGACUUCCUUCGCAACACGGACGCGCGCGGGGUGGAGGUAGUCAUUGCACGCUUCAACAUCAUGGUCAAGUGGACCAUCUCGGAGAUUGUCCUCACGCAAGACAUUGAGGAGCGAGCUCGCUGCCUAGUCAAAUUCAUUCACAUCGCUUCCCACAGCCGUCGCUACUGCAACUUUGCCACGAUGGCGCAAAUCGUCAUCGCGCUCUCGAGCCAGGAGGUGACGCGGCUCUCGCGCACCUGGGCGCUCGUACCGGCGCGGGACCUGCGGACGUUUCAGGACCUCGAGCAGCUCGUGCUGCCCACGCGCAACUUUUACGCGCUCCGCGCCGAGAUGGAGGGGUGCCGGCACCGGCGGCCCUCGGAGAUUGCCAGCUCGCCCACAACCGCGCCGCUCGUCAAUUUUGAGAGGUGCCGGUGCUCGGCCAGCGUGGUCAAGACGUUGUUGAGACUUCUGGAGGAGAGCACGAUGUACGAUUUCCAACCCAUCGAGGGCAUUACCGAGCGAUGCUUGUGGAUGAGUGCCCUUACGGAUGAGCAGAUUCGCCGGCAUUCGGAGAGUCUCGAGUGA
Molecule: messenger RNA, 4650 nt
Organism: Parascedosporium putredinis
Lineage: Eukaryota; Fungi; Ascomycota; Sordariomycetes; Microascales; Microascaceae
Source: the annotation of a GenBank genome assembly